Columba livia (rock pigeon) is the source of this 3813-nucleotide messenger RNA. It is a transcript of the gene OGN, whose product is annotated as osteoglycin. NCBI's taxonomy places the organism in Eukaryota, Metazoa, Chordata, Aves, Columbiformes, Columbidae. Gene Ontology annotation, molecular function: protein binding. Gene Ontology annotation, biological process: articular cartilage development; bone development. Gene Ontology annotation, cellular component: extracellular matrix. The coding region runs from base 400 to 1281 and encodes 293 amino acids. The transcript has 7 exons. The record is from RefSeq and is a predicted model, not a curated record.
AUCACAAAGCAGAAAGCUACUGUUUUAACAAGUAGUAUCUAAAGCAGGAUGAGCCAGGCAGACUGAACAUUCACAAACGUUAGUCAAAGUACAACCCCCCUGCUCCAGGAUAUUACCUCUCACCCUAGGGACAGAAUGCUGGCAAAGCAGUUUCUACCCCAUGGAAAGCACAUUUAAGACUGUCAAACUUCGAAUGAGCAUUCAUUUCAACAAUUCAUAACUUUACUCUUUUACCAACUUACUUCAGGUUAACAUAUAAAUAAGGAUACCUGGUUUUAUGACAAUCACAGAAGAACUUUGAAUCUGCUAAAACGUCCCAAAGAAAGUAUUCUCCAUAGCCAACACACGAGCAGACCUUCACCAGCUCAGUGAAAGCCAGCUGCACUGUUCCGUGCAAGAAUGAAGACUUUGCAGGCUACUUUUCUGUUGUUUGUGUUUGUACCCUUGAUGAAGUCAGCACCACCUAUACAGCAAGAAUCACUCCGGUUUUAUGAACAUGAUACAGAUGUUGCCAUGGGAAGCCUGAUCCAGCAAGAUUAUGAAAUGCAACCCGAGGAUAUAAGAAAGGAGGGAACAAAUGUUUCUCUUGACACUUCCCUAAGACUGCAAGGGGAUGACAGCGAACGCAAUGUAGCACCAACAAAGGAUACAAAUUUACCCACUUGUCUGCUCUGCGUGUGUUUAAGCGGAUCAGUGUACUGCGAAGAAAUAGAUAUCGAAGCUGUACCCCCACUGCCAAAGGAAACAGCGUAUCUCUAUGCACGAUUUAACAAAAUAAAAAGGAUAGCAGUCUCAGAUUUUGCUGACAUUCCUACCUUGAGAAGAAUUGAUUUUAGUGGAAAUAGGAUAGAAGAAAUAGAAGAUGGAGCCUUUUCAAAGCUUCUGUUAUUGGAAGAACUUUCUCUUGCUGAAAAUCGACUUCUGAAACUUCCUGCUCUGCCUCCCAAACUAACAACAUUCAAUGCAAACCAAAACAGAAUCAAGAGCAGGGGAAUCAAAGCAAAUGCUUUCAAGAAGCUGACAAAUUUGGCCUACCUCUACUUGGGACAUAACGCGCUGGAAUCUGUUCCUCUUAACUUACCAGAAAGUCUGCGUAUUCUUCACCUUCAGUACAACAAUAUUACUACAAUCACCGAUGACACAUUCUGCAAAUCCAAUAACACACGUUACAUCCGCACACAAAUGGAUGAGAUAAGGAUGGAAGGCAACCCAAUCCUCUUGGCAAAGCACGUGAAUGCUUUUUCCUGCUUGAGAACACUGCCUGUAGGAACAUACUACUAGCCACUGCUUAUGUAAUUAUACAUGCCAAAACUUAAACAUAGUAACAAAAGCUCAUUCUUUUUCCUCUGUUUACAUGUUUAUAUCCUCUCCCUCACUAAUGCCCUUUUCCCUGCAUACCCAGAAACUUUUACUAUGUUGAAACAUGGUUCUUCUCUGAAAUAACCGUUUCAAACCAGCCACUUUAUUUAGGAGUUAAAUGUCAUCCCCGCUUUCAGAAUCUUUUAUCUUAAUUAUAAUGUAAAAUUACAUAUAUACACACACAUCUUCUCGACUUUUAUUCCACCACAUAUUCUUUAUGUGUAGGUAAAGUCGCACAAGUAACUGCUUGUUGACAUUCUUCACCAGUACUCAGAACGAUCACUACGUACUAAUCUCAGAUAAAUGCAAAACAUUCCUUGAGCAAGCUACAGAGGAAAUGUACAUCUUAAUUCCAAUCCCACUUUUUAAAUCUGAAAUGUAUUGGAUGAAGCUGCAUACAAAAGAAUGCUAUGUUCAGAAACAGAACUUCUCAAAACCUAACUUCAUUAAAGAUUCCUUAAAAAAGUGGUUUGUGGAAAAUGAGAGUAAUUCCUAUUUAGGCUCAUUGUACCAAGCAACAUAGCAAGUGGAACUUUUCAAAAAUCUGUUAAAACUCCUCCUACGAUCCAAGAGUGUGUGUGUAUAUAUAUAUAUUAUAUAUGUAUUUUUACACAAGGUAUUUUUAAUUGAAAUACAUAAAUUUUACUCAACUGUACUCGCAAGAGUCAUUUUUGCCACACCAGCCACCCAUUUUAACACGAUGAUCAAAGUACAGCAUAGUAUGACUCCAAGUGUCUUUGUUAUUAACUGAUAAUGUAGACUGAGCCUUGUUCCAUUGCUUUUUCUUGACAAGGAAAUGUGACAAUAUAAAUCAUAGCAUAGCUGAAUUAAUGUUUUUACCUGUAAAUAAGUAAGAUUUCAGCUAGAUGCCAGUGCAAAUAAAGAGAAUUACCCUUGUAAAACAAUACUUUCGCUCAUUAGGGAAAAUCAAAUGACAUCUUUAAAUGAUAAAGAAAAGUUGAUUCUAUCAUUAAUCUUAAAAUAGUGUUAACUUCAUGCAUCAUUUCACUCAACUACUUUAAACCAUGCCGUGUAUUAGAAACACAAAUCAAUGUGUGCAGUCAGUUGGCCUAAAAUGAGACAUAAUUGAUACAGGACACAAAGUUUUUACUUACACAGCUAUACAUUUCUGACGUUCAUUUUCAGUUUCUCUCCCCAAAUACCUACCACAGUUGUAAACUUUCAGACAAAUGAAUGCCAAAAGUGAGCUAUUUACUAUUACCAGAUGAACUUUGUACUAAUUUUGAAGCUAGUAUAGAUUCCUAAUUUGUAGAAAUAGUUAAACAUAAAAUGCAUGAUGAUGUAUCACUACAUCUAGAAUACUGAUUUUACAGGAUAUUUUAUAUUAUUUUUAUUUAUCUUAUUUAGCUAAGCCUUGAUUUGUUAGUGCUUGUACUAUGGGAAUUAAUUGCGCACUUAGUUCUGAACAUACUGAUGCUCUGCCACCCAGAGUUUUGAGACCUAAGAGACUUCCAGUCACUUUUAAAGUAACUAUGUCAAGGAUCAACUGUGGGCCCAUCUUUCUGGAAAGAUGAUGUAAUUAUGAAAUGUAGGACAAAAAUAUUUUUGCCUUGAACCCAUUAACCAAGAAAGACACAGCAAUCCCCAAUAUUUUCUAUUUUAAGUUAUUUAGUAUAACAAAAAAUUCCAUUGUCUUAAUAAAACUGAGAAGAAAACCAAGCCCAGCUGUGAGAACAAUACUCGGUUUUAAUUUUCCCAUGUAAAUAUUAUGACUUUGAUAUUUCCAGGUUUUUAGCAAAAGGUAAAAAAAUAACCCUGAAGCGUGUAAAAAUACAUUCCAACUUAGAGCCAAAUUUAUACUAGAAUAAAAUAGAAGCAAACAAUUCUCUCAUUCCUCUUUUGACAAAUGCCUAAGAUGGAGAAAACACAGCUACAAGUAUGUUACAUAAGCAGUGGCCUCUGACCUUGUUCCCAGCACAAAUCAUUAUUACUAAAUAAAGCUCUUUCCAGUCACGAUAGUAUUGGUAAAUAUCACCAAAACUCUUCCUGUUAAAAUAGUUGCAUGUGUAAACACAAAUAUAUGUACAUUCAUGUAAUAUACACACAUGUAAACAUUGUAAGACCUAGCCACUACCACUUUAUUAAUUUUACAUUAAAAUGUUGUAUAUAUUUUUUUUAAGUACUAAAAAUUGACAGUAAUGCUAAUUAAUGCUCUAAAUAUUUUGUGAGCAAACCAAAGUAGAGAACUGGUACCUUCUGAACACUUUAUGCAGGCAAUAAAUUAUCAGAUGUUUUAAUUUACUUUCCCCAUUCACAGAAAGUUAACUCAUCAAAACAUCAAGUGAAAACAGCUUCAGUAUGUGGGAUUUUUUUGUCUUCUAUUUGUGUGACCAGUACUAACAUCAAGCUGAAUGUACACCAUUCUGCUUUUUCCUAUCACUAUUUCUGUUCUGUAUUUCCAAUAAAACUUGAAUUUUUUUCCUUGUCUAUCAA